This is a messenger RNA of Notolabrus celidotus (New Zealand spotty), 1475 nucleotides long. RefSeq names its product atypical chemokine receptor 4b (gene ackr4b). Lineage: Eukaryota; Metazoa; Chordata; Actinopteri; Labriformes; Labridae. Gene Ontology annotation, cellular component: membrane. The transcript is spliced from 2 exons. Gene Ontology annotation, biological process: G protein-coupled receptor signaling pathway; chemotaxis; immune response. Gene Ontology annotation, molecular function: chemokine binding; scavenger receptor activity; chemokine receptor activity. The record is from RefSeq and is a predicted model, not a curated record. The coding region runs from base 138 to 1250 and encodes 370 amino acids.
GAGGACAGUCAUAAUAACCCUGUGCUGCAUACAGCUCAUCUACUCUGGAUUCACACACACUGUUUGUGUGAUUACAAAGGGAGACACAUCAUCCACUUUAUUAUUCAAACUAAAGGAGCAGACACACGCAGAAAGAAAUGGAUGACUUCUAUUACGACGAUGAGGACUCCAGCCUGAAUGACAGUUAUGAUUACAGCUUUGAACACAGUGUUUGUGAUAAAGAGGCGGUGCGAUCCUUUGGAAGUGUCUUCCUCCCGAUCAUCUACGCCAUUGCCCUGGUGGUCGGCCUGGCUGGGAAUGCCCUGGUUAUUGUGGUCUACGCGUCAAAAGUGCGACUACGAACCCUAACAGAUAUGUGCAUCCUCAACCUGGCCGUUUCCGAUGUGCUGCUCCUCUUCACCCUGCCUUUCUGGGCGGCUGAUGCCGUUCAUGGCUGGAGGCUGGGCUCGGCGGCCUGCAAGAUCACCUCCUUCCUCUACAGCACCAACUUCAGCUGCGGCAUGCUGCUGCUGGCGUGUAUCAGCGUGGAUCGCUACCGCGCUGUGGCCCAUAACCCGACAGGCAGAACAGGGAGCGGAGCCCGAACAAGGAAGCAGUGGCUCCUGGUGUGUUUGGUGUUGUGGGCUGUCGCCUGCUUCCUCGGCCUUCCUGAACUCGUCUUCUCCACAGUGAAGCACUCGCACCACAGGCUGGCGUGCACUGCCAUCUACCCGCCCAGCAUGGCCCGGCCUGCAAAGGCCGCCCUAGAGUUACUGGAGGUCACCCUGAGGUUCCUGCUCCCUUUCUUUGUCAUGGUGGUGUGCUACAGUCUGGUGGGGCGGGCACUGAGCAAGGCUGUUGGGGUGAGGAGAGACAGGAAGUGGCGUGCUCUGCGGGUCCUUCUUGCUGUGGUGGCUGUGUUCCUGCUCACACAGCUGCCCUACAAUGUGGUCAAGCUGUGCCGUGCUAUGGACAUCAUCUAUAUGCUGGUGACCGACUGUGAGGUCAGCAAAGGUCUGGAUCGUGCCCUUCAGGUGACUGAGAGCCUGGCGCUGGCACACGCCUGCAUCAACCCCCUCCUCUACGCCUUCAUCGGAUCCUCCUUCAGGGGACACGUGCUCAAAGUCGCCAAGCACCUUGGACAGCGACUUGGGAAACACCCCAGACACCCUAAAGAGGAGCCUGCAGUGGAGAUUGCACUCCAUAUGCACAAUCAAACGCAAUCACAGUCUGGUUCUGAAGACCAGGACACCAGCACCUUCACUAUCUAAGACUCAAACCAUGUAUCUGUUUUACUCUAAGCACCUACAAUACAAUAUUUGUUUAUGUACAAAAUUUACUAUUUUAAAGGCACAAAAUAGACUUUCAUAUCCAUAAAUACUGAUUGUAGUGUCAUAUAUAUUUAUGUACAGGACGUUUUUAUGCACCUAGUAAGCACAGUGUUUUGUAUAGAUGAUGUAUUUUGUUCAAUAAAAAGAAAAAUUUUGAAUAAUCAA